Messenger RNA from Lipotes vexillifer (Yangtze River dolphin), 1429 nucleotides. RefSeq names its product TLE family member 5, transcriptional modulator (gene TLE5). Gene Ontology annotation, biological process: regulation of DNA-templated transcription; negative regulation of canonical Wnt signaling pathway. The record is from RefSeq and is a predicted model, not a curated record. Lineage: Eukaryota; Metazoa; Chordata; Mammalia; Artiodactyla; Lipotidae. Gene Ontology annotation, cellular component: transcription regulator complex; nucleus. Gene Ontology annotation, molecular function: protein binding; transcription corepressor activity.
AUGGGGUAUGGCUCCCAGGAAGUCCGUAUCACCACCUCCUUUCUACAGAAGAGGAAACCGAGGCUCAGAGAACAGCCCGUAGCCAAGAUUACAGAGCAUGUCCCUGGCACGCGUCCGGGUCGCGCCAUGACUGCGCCGGCGGUUUCGAUGGGGGCAGCCGGGGCCCCCGGCUCUGACACAUGGGGAAACCGAGGCCCUGGCGGCUGCCGGGGCCACCCGGGCUCGUCGCACCUCCCCCAGCAACUGAAAUUCACCACCUCGGACUCCUGCGACCGCAUCAAAGAUGAGUUUCAGCUGCUGCAGGCUCAGUACCACAGUCUGAAACUCGAAUGUGACAAGCUGGCCAGCGAGAAGUCAGAGAUGCAGCGUCAUUACGUGAUGUACUACGAGAUGUCCUACGGCUUGAACAUCGAGAUGCACAAGCAGGCUGAAAUCGUCAAGAGGCUGAAUGGGAUCUGUGCCCAGGUCCUGCCCUACCUUUCCCAAGAGCACCAGCAGCAAGUCUUGGGAGCCAUUGAGAGGGCUAAGCAGGUCACUGCUCCUGAGCUGAACUCCAUCAUCCGACAGCAGCUCCAAGCCCACCAGCUGUCCCAGCUGCAGGCUCUGGCCCUGCCUCUGACCCCACUGCCCGUGGGGCUGCAGCCCCCUUCGCUGCCGGCGGUCAGUGCAGGCACCGGCCUCCUCUCGCUGUCGGCGCUGGGCUCCCAGGCCCACCUCUCCAAGGAAGACAAGAAUGGGCAUGACGGUGACACCCACCAGGAGGAUGAUGGCGAGAAAUCGGAUUAGUGGGCGGCUGGGAUGGGGGCGGGGGGACAAAGGGGAGACAGACACGGAGAGAGAGGAAGAUUCAGUGUAAGACAGUAUAGCUCGGGAUUGGCUCAACUCUGGUAGUAUUUAUGGUAGCCGCCUGCUGGGGCCCUCGCCCUGCCUGUGUGCCACCCCCUGACUUGGCUCCUACCCCCAACUCCCAGCCUCCCUCCUCCUCCCCUGCAGCCUGAAUGGGUCAAUACCCGCUCAUACCACAGAUGAGGCAAGCUGAGGCCUGGAGGCACAAGUGGGAGGCCAGGUCCGAAGGGAGCAAGACCUCAAGAGGUCCAAUACCCCCUGCACUUCCCCAAUUCGCACACCUGUAACUGACAGUCAGCCCGCUGCCCCCCUGCCCCUCCCCGGGGCACACCCUGGCCUCACACCCUGGCACUGCAUGCAAACACAAUGCUAGCUGCCCCUCCCCGCCCUGGGCGCCCCGCGUCUCCCCUUCCCACUCACUCACCCUCUGCUAGUUCCCGCCGCCCACACCCACCUAGUCCUGUCCCCUCACCCAUGAAAGAAAGAGGGGCCAUGGACAGCAAGCUUCGCCCGGGGAACAGGGUGGGGUGGGCGACCCAGAAUUCCCUUUCCCCCUUUCCCAAAUAAAGAUGAGGGUACUCAA